UUUUAAUUUACUUCACACUUGCUAGGUUCUUUUAGUUAGAACAUCACUUCACUCUCUCAUUUCUCUCUUUAACUGCCAUGAUUUUGUUUUGAGUCAACAAAAAGAUUGUUCAUUUUCUUGUUUUUGUUUCUUUGUAAUUCUGGGUAUGUCUGAGAUUCUUCUUUGAGUUCAAAUGAGGAAGCAAAACACAGCUUUAACAAGAUUUGGUCGCAAGGUAAAAGGUUCAUAUCAAUCUUAUGGACUUAGUGUAAAGUUAACCUUUGUAGUAAUCUUAGGUCUUUGUUUUGUAUUCAUUUGGUCUGUAUUUUCACCUUCUUCUUACUCAGUUGCUUAUCAAAGAGACACUUUUGAUGAUAUUAGGGAACCCAUUUCAUCUGCAAAUAAGAAAAAGGUCAGUUCUUUAAGUCCUUCAACCAAGAAAGAACAACCCCAUAAUAAGAAAUUGAAACAUAGAUCAAAUUCAGUUGAGAAAAAAAAGAAAAGAGUUGAUGGAUCUUUGCCAUCAAAGCACAAAAAUGAGAAAGUUGGAGCUGCUAGGAAGAGAAAGGGUGAGGAUCUGAAGUUACCUAAAAAGGUUGAAGAAAUAUUGGAUCAAGAAUUGGAAGGAUCUGAUUCUGAGGAAGAGAAAAUAGAAAAUGAUAAACAAGAAGAAGAGAAAAAAGUAGUUGAGGGUAAAGAGAAUGAGAAAGAAAAAACAGAAAGUGAUAAACAAGAAGGAGAAGGAGUAGAUGGUAAAGAAAAUGAGAAAGAGGAAAUAGAAAGUAAUAAAAAAGAAGGAGUUGAUGGUAAAGAGAAUGAGAAAGAGGAAAUAGAAAGCAAUAAAGAAGAAGAAGGAGAAGGAGAUGGUAAAGAGGAAGGGGAAAGUAAUGGUGAAUUAGCUAAUUCUGAGGAGUUGGAUCAAGUGGAUGAGGAUGAGAAAUCUAGAGAUAAUGGGAAGAAAAAGAGGUAUUUAGGACCAAUAUUUGAUCCAAAAGCACAUUAUACUUGGAAUUUGUGUAGUACUAGAAGCAAGCACAAUUACAUUCCUUGCAUUGACUUUGAAAGUGCUAGUGGGAAGUUGCAUAAUUUUCGGCAUCACGAAAGAAGUUGUCCUAGAGCACCUCAAAUGUGUCUUGUUCCUCUUCCUCCUGAUGGUUAUGAGACUCCAGUAAGCUGGCCUGAGAGUAAGUCAAAGAUACUUUAUAAGAAUGUGGCACACCCGAAACUAGCAGCAUUUGUUAAGAAAGGGAGCUGGGUGGUGGAGUCUGGAGAAUAUCUCACUUUUCCAAUGAACCAAUCUAUACCCAAAGGUGGAAUUCAACACUAUCUAGAUUUCAUAGAAGAGAUGGCACCAGACAUUGAAUGGGGGAAGAACAUCCGUGUAGUGCUGGAUAUUGGAUGUAAAGAUUCAAGCUUUGGGGCUUCUCUACUUGAAAAAGACGUGUUAACACUUACUCUUGGAUUAAAAGAUGACCUUGUGGACCUAGCCCAAGUUGCACUUGAGCGUGGUUUUCCAGCAGUAGUUACCCCAUUCGGAACUCGGAGGCUUCCCUUUCCUAGUGGCGUCUUUGAUGCUAUUCACUGUAGUGAUUGUCAUGCAUCUUGGCAUUCUAACGGGGGAAAGCAUCUUAUAGAAAUGAACAGAAUUUUGAGGCCUGGAGGUUAUUUUAUUUUGUCUUCAAAGCGCACUAGCAUUGAAGUUGAAGAAGCUAUGUCCACACUGACAGCAUCAAUUUGUUGGAAUAUCCUUGCUGAUAAAACUGAUGAAAUCAGUGAUAUCAGGAUUAAGUUAUACCAAAAACCACAAGCAAAUGACAUAUAUCGAUUGAGAAGGAAAAAAGUUCCACCUCUAUGCCAAGCAAACGAGAACCCAGAUGCUUCCUGGCACGUGUCAAUUAAAUCUUGCUUGCAUACGCUUCCUGAAUCCAUAGAACAACGAGGAACCGAAUGGCCUGAAGAGUGGCCAAAGAGACUUGAAACUUUUCCCGACUGGAUGAACAGUAGAGAGAAAUUGAUUGCGGACAGUGAACACUGGAAAGCUAUUGUUAACAAUUCUUAUGUAGUUGGCUUGGGUAUUGAUUGGUCCAACAUUCGGAAUGUAAUGGAUAUGAAAGCCAUCAAUGGAGGAUUUGCAGCAGCUCUUGCACAGCACAAGGUGUGGGUGAUGAAUGUUGUUCCUGUACAUGCACCAAACACCCUUCCGAUAGUCUUUGAACGAGGACUUGUUGGCGUGUACCACGAUUGGUGCGAGGCUUUUGGUACUUAUCCAAGAUCAUAUGACCUUCUACACGCAGAUCAUCUCUUCUCGAGGCUUAAGAACAGGUGCAAGCAUCCUAUUGUGAUUGUGGUUGAGAUGGACCGUAUAUUGCGGCCUGGUGGCUGGGGAAUUAUACGUGACAAGGUCGAAAUACUCGAUCCACUAGAGAAAAUAUUGAGAAGCUUGCACUGGGAGAUACGAAUGACUUUCACGAAAGAUAAGGAAGGCAUCCUUUGUGCACAAAAGUCCAUGUGGAGACCUGUGCACGUUUGGCUCCACUAUUUGACUGCUCAACAGGAACUUGUUGCAGCAAAACAUCUGAAGAAUUGGCUAUACCCAAACAUGUCCCUAUCACUAUCUUCUUACCCCACGCGCCUCGCUAUCCUCACGCUCCUCUCAGCUACCACAGUCUACUUCUUCUACAAAUCUCGCCGCCACCUCACCAAACGCCUCAAAUCCUUAAACCCUAAUCUUAAAACCCCAAAAGGCAAACUCUUCUUUAUAUCCCAAACCAACACUUCUAAAACUCUAGCACAAAAGCUACACACUUUGUUAAAACUCAAUGGGUUUGACUUUGAUCUUGUUGACCCAAAAGAUUAUGAACCUGAAGAUUUACAUAAAGAAAGUUUUGUGUUGAUUAUUGCUUCAACUUGGGAUGAUGGGAAACCACCUAAAAAUGCUGGCUUUUUUGUUGAUUGGUUAAAUGAGAGUGCUGAUGAUUUUAGGGUUGGUUCUUUAUUGCUUAGUAAGUGUAAAUUUGCAAUCUUUGGUGUUGGGAGUGGAUCUUAUGGCGAAACGUUUAAUGCCGUGGCGCGUGAUUUUUCGAGGAAGUUGAGGAAACUUGGUGGGGUUGAGGUUUUAGGUUUGUGUGAAGGUGAUGUUGAUGAGGGUAAUUUGGAUGAAGUGUUUGGUAAGUGGAGUAAAAGGGUUGUUGGAGUUUUGAGUAAUUUGGGUGAAAAUGGAGGGUAUAUUGGGAAUGGGGUUGUUGGUGAUGAUGGUAGUGAAGAUGAAGUAGCAAGCGAGGGAGAUGAUGAUGAUGACGAUGAGUUUGAGGAAAAUGAGAAGGAGUCGGGGAUUGUUGAUCUUGAGGAUAUUGCGGGUAAAGGGCCUUCGAGAAAGAAAGGAGGAGUUGGAGAUAAUAAGUUAGUUAAUGGGAAGUCGAAUGGUGGAGUUGUGAACGGAGAGAAGAAAGCAAUGGUAACGCCGGUUAUUAGGGCGAGUUUGGAGAAACAGGGAUAUAAAAUAAUUGGUUCGCAUAGCGGUGUGAAACUUUGUAGAUGGACAAAAUCACAACUUAGAGGGCGUGGUGGUUGCUAUAAGCACUCAUUUUAUGGCAUUGAGUCUCACAGGUGCAUGGAGGCCACUCCUAGUUUAGCAUGUGCCAACAAAUGUGUUUUUUGUUGGAGACAUCACACAAACCCUGUGGGGAAGAGCUGGACAUGGAAGAUGGAUGACCCUAUUGAGAUUGUGAACACAGCUAUAGAUUUGCAUACAAAAAUGAUAAAGCAGAUGAAAGGCGUUCCAGGUGUUAAAGCUGAGCGUUUGUCUGAGGGUCUUUCUCCUAGGCAUUGCGCCUUGUCACUGGUUGGUGAGCCUAUUAUGUAUCCAGAAAUAAAUUCACUUAUAGAUGAGCUGCACAAGAGGCGGAUUUCGACUUUUCUUGUAACUAAUGCGCAGUUUCCUGACAAGAUUAAGUUAUUGAGACCAAUCACACAGUUGUAUGUCAGCGUAGAUGCUGGUACAAAGGACAGCUUAAAAGCAAUUGACAGACCACUAUUUGGAGACUUCUGGGAGCGAUUUCUUGAUUCCUUGAAAGCUCUCAAGGAGAAGGAGCAAAGAACUGUCUAUCGUUUGACACUUGUUAAAGGGUGGAAUGCAGAAGAGGUGGAUGCAUAUUCUAGCCUGUUCAGCAUUGGAAAACCUGAUUUUGUUGAAAUCAAAGGUGUCACUUAUUGUGGAUCGUCGGCUACAUCAAAGUUGACAAUGGAGAAUGUCCCUUGGCAUGCUGAUGUGAGGGAAUUCUCUGAGGCCUUAGCUAAAAAGAGCAAUGGAGAGUAUGAAGUUGCUUGUGAGCACGUGCAUUCUUGCUGUGUUAUUCUGGCUAAAGUCGAUAAGUUUAAAAUUGAUGGUCAAUGGUUCACGUGGAUUGACUACGAGAAGUUCCAUGACCUGGUAGCUUCUGGAAGACCCUUCACCAGUAAGGAUUACAUGGCACCUACACCAUCUUGGGCCGUCUAUGGAGCUGAUGAAGGCGGGUUUGAUCCAGAGCAAUUGCGUUAUAAAAAAGAGCGACGCCACGGAUCAUCUCGUAAGGAAAAUGGUUCUUAAAAGUGUGAAGCAAUUUUUGUCACCACAGGAUGGCCUACAGUUUUGUUUCAUCGAGUUAAAUUUUGGUUUCCUUCAUUUUCCUGUACAAGUUGCAUUUCUCCGUGAAUAGGCCAGCUUGAGUAACUUUAUCUUUGGGUAUUUAGAAAAUAACUUCCAGUGGGUUGAACUUGGAAUUGAUCGAAUCAAUCAUCAUAGGGAUAUCUUGCAGCAGACAAUUGAUGGAACCAAUAUAGUUGCAGAAGUUAAAUUGUGGCAGACUUUUCUCUCAGCUGCUAUACUCCAUUACUCUGUAUUAGUAAUGUAGGACCAUUACAGGAUGAACACCAUGUUUCGGUAAGUGUGCAACAGUCCUACAAUUUUACUAAAUUUACUCAUCUCAACAACAAGCACAACUACUACUGUGUUUCAAUUCCAA
Molecule: messenger RNA, 4979 nt
Organism: Lycium barbarum (goji berry)
Lineage: Eukaryota; Viridiplantae; Streptophyta; Magnoliopsida; Solanales; Solanaceae
Exons: 17
Coding region: 173-4564 (1463 amino acids)
Biological process (GO): wybutosine biosynthetic process
Molecular function (GO): 4 iron, 4 sulfur cluster binding; FMN binding; methyltransferase activity
Source: RefSeq, a predicted model, not a curated record